AUGUGCAAUAAGGAAGUUGAAACAGUAGAGCACCUUUUCUUCCAAUGUGAUCUAGCUCAAGCAAUUUGGUUUGCCUCUUCGUUUGGACUACGUCUGCAAGGUAACACUGAAAUCAACCUUCAAACUCUAGUUCAAUCUUGGAUCCAAAGGAACGAUAAUUUCUACUAUGUCUCUCUUGGAAUGGCCAUCUGUUGGGCCAUCUGGAAAAUAAGGAAUGAGAAAGUCUUUGAAGACAAACAAAACACAGUUCAUGGAGCAUUAAAAAUUGCUUUAUUCUGGUUUAAUCUAUACUACAACCCUCAUGCUGAGAAUGAAUCUGAAGCUGAAGAAAAUCAUCUGCAAAUACAACCAGAAGCGCCACAAAUUUGGAAGACACCUGAUGAUCCUUUCAUCAAAUUAAACGUAGAUGCAGCGUGGGAAAAUGGCUCUUAUGCUUGUGCAGUGGUGGCAAGAGAUCAUAAUGGAGUUUGCUGGGGUGCAGGUACUAGAAUUGGCAGAGCAUAUACACCUCUUUGUGCAGAAGCAGAUGGGUUCCUCCUGGCUACCGAACUUGCUACCUGGUUGAAUUUCAAAGACAUAGUAAUUGAAGGAGACUGCCAAAGGUCUUCAGCAUAUGCUACAGCCUGA
Messenger RNA from Papaver somniferum (opium poppy), 627 nucleotides. RefSeq lists its product as uncharacterized. The transcript has 2 exons. The record is from RefSeq and is a predicted model, not a curated record. NCBI's taxonomy places the organism in Eukaryota, Viridiplantae, Streptophyta, Magnoliopsida, Ranunculales, Papaveraceae. The coding region runs from base 1 to 627 and encodes 208 amino acids. Gene Ontology annotation, molecular function: nucleic acid binding; RNA-DNA hybrid ribonuclease activity.